Molecule: messenger RNA, 696 nt
Organism: Maudiozyma saulgeensis
Lineage: Eukaryota; Fungi; Ascomycota; Saccharomycetes; Saccharomycetales; Saccharomycetaceae
Source: the annotation of a GenBank genome assembly
AUGCGUCUCACUUGUACGAUAUUGAAAUGGUUCCUAGGUUUUUACUUGGUUAGUUCCUAUAAGAGUGUUCCAGGUGCAUAUUUUGUAAGAUUCUAUGCUGCUAUCUUCCCUUUAUUAUUGGGACCUUUAAUUACAGGUAAAAAGAAUACUGAAAAUAUUAAGAAAUUACAAAAGAAUGAGAUGUCUGCUUUAGGUUAUGUCAAAUACAAGACGUAUGCCUCUCCAAUGGAAUGUGAUUUCUAUUUACAUAAGAAUAAUGCUACUUAUUUCACAGAGUUAGAUAUCUCUAGAGGUGAAUUAAUGACAAAAUUAUUACAAAAAAUAUUCUUAGAUUCUCCUAAGUAUCCAUAUAUCCCUGUGGCUAAUGUAUUUACAAAUUUCUUAAAAGAGAUCAAACCAUUUGAAUCAUAUACUGUAUCAUCCAAUAUCUUAUGUUGGGAUGAAAAAUGGAUCUAUGUUGCAAGCAGAUUCAUGAAGAAGAAUGAUACUAUAUUAUGUUCAUUUUCUUUAACUAAAUACGUAGUGAAGGAUGGAAGGAAAACUAUACCUCCAAAGGAUGUAUUUGAAUUUUGUGGUAUUUAUAAUGAAAAAGUUGAAAAGAUUGCAAAGGAGAAUUACAAGAUUUUGUCAGAAAAUUCAGGUUUCCAUGAUACAACUUUAUUGGAACAAAUAAAAUAUGAUUAUCUACCACUAUAG